Ipomoea nil (Japanese morning glory) is the source of this 1062-nucleotide messenger RNA. RefSeq lists its product as uncharacterized. Lineage: Eukaryota; Viridiplantae; Streptophyta; Magnoliopsida; Solanales; Convolvulaceae. The transcript has a single exon. Gene Ontology annotation, molecular function: zinc ion binding; nucleic acid binding. Bases 1 to 1062 code for a protein of 353 amino acids. The record is from RefSeq and is a predicted model, not a curated record.
AUGCAUGCUCCGGCAGAUCUACCGUCGGCGCCCGGCGCCCCACCGGAUGGAGAUCCGGCAAGGACCUUCAAGAGAUUCAGGGGGUCUAAGAGAUCGUUUGCGGACGCGGUGACGGCGGCAACGGCCAUCCCUGAACCCGGCGAUGACGCGAUGGUUGAAGCUGAUAACGAUGGCUGGCUCAGCGAGGAGAUUUUAGCGGCCUUGGAGAAGGAAAUGGUGCCUCCGGAGAACCCACUGGGUCUCCCGGUGGUCACGUUCUCAAAGGAGCUCCGGAAAGAAAUCGUCCAACCUUGGAGGAACGCUCUGACUUUGAAAUUUCUUGGUAAGCGGAUCGCGUUUAACCUUCUGCUAAACCGCCUCUCUAGGAUGUGGAACACAGAGGGAAAAUUUCAGUUGAUUGAUCUGGGCUAUAACUGGUACGUUGCCCGUUUCGAUCGGGCGAAAGACUGCAUGAACGCCCUUGUUGGCGGUCCUUAUAAAGUUUUCAACCAUUAUGUCGUGCCUCAACGUUGGACCCCAAGGUUCAAUCCGGCCAAAGCCACCGUAGAGAAGAUGACAGUCUGGGUUAGGUUGCCAGGACUACUGGUGGAGCUCUUUCGAAACGACACUAUCAAAAAAAUUCUUCGACAGGUGGGAACUCCGGUGAAACUGGAUAGAACCACCACUGGAGUUGAUCAGGGACAUUUUGAACGUGCUGCGGUGGAAGUAGAUCUCAAGAAACCACUCACGUCUAUGAUUAUUGUGGAGGAUUGGAUUCAGCAGGUGGAAUUUGAAGGACUCCACACCAUUUGUUUUUAUUGUGGAGAAGUAGGACAUAGAUCCAAUGUCUGUCCAAAGAACAAGCAGGUGGUUGCUGAUCAGACGGAGCAACAGGCCGCCUCUCCUAUGGAACAGACAGAGACCACCGUCAACACCCCUCCGGAACCUGCACCGGAGAUGUGGAGGUAUGGUCAGUGGAUGAUCGUCCAAAAUAAGCACGCGAAUCAGGGAAAAACAAAACAAGAAGUCCCCUCCCAAGGUGACGCAAAAAGAAAAAGGGAAGGCACCAUCACAAUCUCCUAG